Messenger RNA from Paraphaeosphaeria sporulosa, 363 nucleotides. RefSeq lists its product as uncharacterized. NCBI's taxonomy places the organism in Eukaryota, Fungi, Ascomycota, Dothideomycetes, Pleosporales, Didymosphaeriaceae. The transcript has 2 exons. The record is from RefSeq and is a predicted model, not a curated record. Bases 1 to 363 code for a protein of 120 amino acids.
AUGGCAAAACGGCAGGACCCAAAGUCCACCGCAACAGAGAGCAAGACGCCUGGACCUUCAGCUGCAGGUGCAAAGAAGGGCGAACCUGGGAACAAAAGCGCGGUCGAUUUCGAUGAGUUUGCCAAGGACGUAGCAAUGCUCACCAUGAUGGAAUAUAUGGCAAGGAGGAAAGUGUCUAUGCAGAUCGAGAGGAAGAAAGUGGAAAGGCUUGGGGUGGAACUGAAGAAUAUUCGAGAGACGAGGGGGAAGAGGAGUGGGUGGCAGCUUCUGGGAGAGGUGUACGUCGAAGGUGUCAUGAACGGCGAAGUUGCGGACACCAUGACCCAGAGGAUGGAAAGAUGUAGCUUCGAGUGGAACCGGUGA